UUCGGCGGCGGCUGCGGAGCGAUGGCGGCGCCGCUGGCGGCUCCGGGCGGCGCCGGGGCCGGGCCCGGGCCCGGGGCGGGGGCGGCGCGGGGCGGGCGCGGGCCGGCGCUGCGGGAGGGGGCGCGGGUGUCGGCGCUGUGCCUCGCCUGGUACGGGCUGAGCGCCGGCGGCAACGUGGUCAACAAGCUGCUGCUCGGCGGCUUCCCGCGGCCCGUCACCGUCUCGCUGUUCCACAUCCUGGGGCUCUGCGGGCUCCUGCCGCCGCUGCUCCGCGCCUGGCGCGUCCCGCCCGCCGGCCCCGCGCAGCUGCCGCCCCGCGCCUACCCCCGCUACAUCCUCCCGCUCGCCUUCGGCAAGUACUUCGCCUCCGUGUCCGCGCACGUCUCGCUCUGGAGGGUGCCCGUGUCCUACGCGCACACAGUGAAAGCCACCAUGCCCAUCUGGGUGGUUCUGCUGUCUCGGAUCAUCAUGAAGGAGAAGCAGACGACGAAGGUGUACCUGUCUCUGAUCCCCAUCAUCACUGGUGUCCUGCUGGCCACGGUCACAGAGCUGUCCUUUGACAUGUGGGGACUCAUCAGUGCACUUGCUGCUACCCUGUGCUUUUCACUUCAGAACAUCUUCUCAAAGAAGGUGUUGAGGGAUUCCCGAAUUCAUCACCUUCGGUUGCUGAACAUCCUUGGCUGCCACGCUGUGUUCUUCAUGAUCCCAACCUGGGUCCUGGUGGAUCUUUCUUCCUUCUUGGUAGAGAAUGACUUGAGCUCCAUGUCUCAUUGGUCCUGGACUUUGAUGCUGCUUAUCAUCAGUGGAUUCUGUAAUUUUGCCCAGAAUGUGAUUGCCUUCAGCAUCCUUAACCUGAUCAGCCCCCUGAGUUACUCAGUGGCCAAUGCCACCAAGAGGAUCAUGGUGAUCACCGUGUCCCUGAUCAUGCUGCGCAACCCCGUCACCAGCACCAACGUCCUGGGCAUGAUGACAGCCAUCCUGGGGGUCUUCCUCUACAACAAGACAAAAUACGAUGCAAACCAAGAGGCCAAGAAGCAGCAGCUUCUCCCAGUGACCACUGGAGACCUGGUGAACUUGGAAAGGCACCGAAAUCCUGCUGAGAAGUCCCAGAAUGGACUCGCAGCCUUUGGCCAGCACGGGGACUUCCUGCGCAGCAACGUCCUCACAGAGCACUUCCAGUACAGCAGGCAGAACUAUCCCACAGCCUACAACCUGAACAGGUUUGAUAUUUAGGAUCCUGGCCCACAGGCACAGACUGUGACAGCAGAGUGUCCCCAGCAUUAUCAGAACACUUUCAGUACAUCCAUGAAUGUCACGGAGCCAUUGAAGUGUGCAGGGCUGGCAGCAGGAGAGGGGCAGGGCAGUGGUGCAGGAGCUGCAGCUGCUGCUGGGCAGAGCUUUAAACCUGGAACAGCCAGACCUGGAGCAGCUUUAAACCUGGAACAGCCAGACCUGGAGCAGCUUUAAACCUGGAACAGCCAGACCUGGAGCAGCUUUAAACCUGGACCAGCCAGCCCUGACACUGGAACCAAACCCACAGGGAGUGACACUCUGCUCGUGGCACUGCUGAGUGGAACAUCUGUCACUGCUCCUUUCAGAGUCUGCCAGCUCCUUGUUCUCUUGGCAGCUGAAUUCUGGCCAGUAUCUCCUUUCCAUGCUGGUAAUGUCACCUCUAACUUGUUCUCUAAUAAUGGUUCAAUGAUCCUUUUAAUGAAGCUUUCAGGAAGAAGUGAAAGCAAGGGGUACUUGUGCUGAUCAGGAUUUGUCUGGGGUGGAGCAGCUGCAGGCAGGUAAAGUCGAGUUCAUCCCCAGCAUCUGUGCAACUCCUUGUGGAUCUUCACAACUCUUGUGCCUCUGCCCUCAGCCCUGCAUGAGAAACCAGAAGUGUUUCUGCAGGAGCAGGCAGGGGAAGGAUUGAUCUCUCCCAGAGCUGCUUCAGGAAAAACACAGUUCUCCAAAUCACUGCUCGUGGCAGAGAACAGCCAAACCCAGCCCAAACUCAUCAUUGUUUUCUGAAUCAUGUAGUGCUGUAACUGCAGACAUUGCUGUCCCCUGGCCAUGCAGGAAACUCCUUCACCAAUAAAAGUGUUUGGAAUAAUA
This is a messenger RNA of Serinus canaria (Common canary), 2100 nucleotides long. RefSeq names its product solute carrier family 35 member E1 (gene SLC35E1). Gene Ontology annotation, cellular component: Golgi apparatus. The record is from RefSeq and is a predicted model, not a curated record. The transcript has 6 exons. Gene Ontology annotation, molecular function: antiporter activity. Bases 22 to 1233 code for a protein of 403 amino acids. NCBI's taxonomy places the organism in Eukaryota, Metazoa, Chordata, Aves, Passeriformes, Fringillidae.